AUGGACUUUGCGGGUCCGAUCGAUGGUCUGUAUUAUCUGAUAAUCGUAGACGCCUUCACGAAGUGGCCAGAAGUUUUCUGCAUGCGCAAGGCAUCUACCGAAGCCACCAUUGCCAGUCUGCAGAAAGUAUUCAGCUGUUUCGGGUUGCCUGAUACAAUAACGGAAUUUCCCAACGAUACCCCGUUAGCGUACGCAGUUAGGCGCUGCUACGUUCGACAAGCCUAUCCCGUACACGAUUGGCCAAAAGUUCGGGUCGCUUGUGGGUCCGGCAUCAAGGCCAGCUCUGAUUGGUCGAGAGUCUGA
Molecule: messenger RNA, 303 nt
Organism: Opisthorchis viverrini
Lineage: Eukaryota; Metazoa; Platyhelminthes; Trematoda; Opisthorchiida; Opisthorchiidae
Exons: 2
Coding region: 1-303 (100 amino acids)
Molecular function (GO): nucleic acid binding
Source: RefSeq, a predicted model, not a curated record